Paramecium pentaurelia is the source of this 329-nucleotide messenger RNA. The record is from the annotation of a GenBank genome assembly. Lineage: Eukaryota; Ciliophora; Oligohymenophorea; Peniculida; Parameciidae.
GAUGGAUGAUAUUCUUAAAUUUCAAUAGUAAGAGAAUUCAUAUUUGUAAUAAUACAAAUAAUUGAUAUUGCCAUUUGAAGAAUUGAUUGGAUUAGCAAAGGAAUUAGACACAAGGUUUUAGAGAUCUAUUAGAUAGCUUUAAUUAAAAUAAGUAUGAAAUAGAUAAUUAAAUAAGAGGAGUAAUUAUAUAGAUUAUAUAGAUUGAGUAGAAUAAAUGGAAGAAUUAAUUGAGAGAGAAGGAGUAGGAGCAAUUAUUAUAAUUAGAAUAAGAGAUGAAUUAGAUUGAUAAAUAAUUUAAGGAGAGAUUGAGGACUAUUCAUAUAAAAUGA